AUGGCUGACUCUACCAUCGACAACUCCAUCAGCAGAAAGGCCAAGGACAUCGCUGCAGGGUUCAUUGGCGGUGCCACCCAAGUUUUGAUUGGUCAGCCUGCAGACUUGGUCAAAGUCAGAUUGCAGACAUCAAGUGAAACGUCGUCUUUGUCGAUCAUCAAACACGUUAUCAAGAAUGAAGGGUUGUUUGCAUUCUACAAGGGGACUUUGGCACCGUUGUUUGGUGUUGGUGUGUGUGUUUCUUUGCAAUUCUACGGGUUUCACGAGACCAAGAGACAGAUCUUGAAGAGCACUGGAGGCUCCGAACUCAAUCUCUGGCCCCAGACAUACAUCGCUGGGGCAGUCGCAGGUAUUGUCAACAGUCCUGUGACAGCACCAGUGGAACAACUCCGUAUUUUAAGCCAGUCGAACACCUCGUCCUCUGCCAGCUCCUUGACUGACACCGUGAAAAAAAUCUACCGCGAGCACGGAUUGACCCGAGGCAUCUACCGUGGGUUCAACAUUACCGUGUUGCGUGAGUUACAGGCGUACGGGGUGUGGUUUUUGACCUACGAGGCGUUGAUCCAACAGAUCAUCGACUUGCAGCAUUACCACUCGAGAAACGACAUUUCCACACCCGAAUUACUCGCUAGCGGGGCGUUAGCCGGAAACGCGUUGUGGCUCUCGUCGUACCCCAUUGAUGUGAUCAAGUCCAACAUUCAAAGUGAACCGUUUGGACCUGGGGCCACUAUCAAAGGUAGCAUCAGAAAGGCCACCAAACACAUCUACCAGGCCCACGGCUUGAGGGGGUUCUGGAGAGGCAUUGUGCCGUGCUUGAUCAGGGCCGUGCCGUGCAGUGCAGGCACGUUUGCCAGCGUGGAGUUGGCCCUUAGGGUAAUGGGGUAG
This is a messenger RNA of Suhomyces tanzawaensis NRRL Y-17324, 885 nucleotides long. RefSeq names its product Ymc2p (gene YMC2). The transcript has a single exon. Gene Ontology annotation, biological process: mitochondrial L-ornithine transmembrane transport. Gene Ontology annotation, molecular function: L-ornithine transmembrane transporter activity. Bases 1 to 885 code for a protein of 294 amino acids. Lineage: Eukaryota; Fungi; Ascomycota; Pichiomycetes; Serinales; Debaryomycetaceae. The record is from RefSeq and is a predicted model, not a curated record.